This is a messenger RNA of Telopea speciosissima, 1125 nucleotides long. RefSeq lists its product as uncharacterized. The transcript has 2 exons. The record is from RefSeq and is a predicted model, not a curated record. The coding region runs from base 28 to 1110 and encodes 360 amino acids. Gene Ontology annotation, molecular function: nucleotide binding. Lineage: Eukaryota; Viridiplantae; Streptophyta; Magnoliopsida; Proteales; Proteaceae.
GUCUCGUCUUUUGGCAGUGUUGCAUACAUGGCAGAAACGCCAGUCAGAUUCGCCAUUCUGGGCUGCGCAGACAUAGCGCAGAAGCUAUCGAGAGCAAUAAAUCUCUCUCCCAACUCGACCCUUUACGCCGUCGGCAGCCGUUCCUUCGACAAAGCCAAGAAAUUCGCUGCAGAGAAUGGUUUCCCUCCGUCGGCGAAGAUCUACGGCAGUUACGAAGCAGUCCUCGAUGAUCCAGACGUUGACGCCGUUUAUAUACCCCUUCCCACGAGCCUCCAUGUUCGGUGGGCGUUGCUGGCGGCAGAGAAGAAGAAGCACCUGCUGCUGGAGAAGCCCGUGGCCUUGAACGUGGCUGAGUUCGAUCAGAUCAUCGAGGCCUGCGAGGUCAAUGGCUUGCAGUUCAUGGACGGAACCAUGUGGAUGCACCACCCUAGGACUGCAAUGAUGAAGGAGAUCCUCUCCGAUACGCAGCGCUUUGGUCACCUCAAAACGGUUCACAGCUUCGUUUCUUGGGCUGGUGAUGAUGAUUUUCUCAAGAAUAACAUCCGGGUAAAGCAAGAUCUUGAUGGGCUUGGGGCUCUGGGUGAUGCUGGGUGGUACUGCAUCAGGUCAAUAUUAUGGGCUUGUGACUUUGAACUGCCCAACACAGUGAUUGCCCUUCGUGGGCCUGUUCUCAGUGAAGCAGGAGUGAUCUUGGCUUGUGGAUCUUCUUUACAAUGGGAGGAUGGGAAGACAGCAACUUUCCAUUGCUCAUUCCUUUCCAAUGUGGCCAUGGAUAUAAUUGCAUUUGGAACAAAAGGAAGUCUAUAUGUUCAUGAUUUUGUUAUCCCUUACUUAGAGAAAUCUGCUUCAUUUUCAGCAGCUUCUACGAAUGGAUACACGGAGAUCGUUACAGGUCGGUUCGCAUUGCCUUUUGAGCAUGUGGUCACAACAGAUCUCCCUCAGGAGGUAUGCAUGGUGAGGGAGUUCUCAAGCUUGGUGAAAAGUAUAAAAGAGUGUGGUUCGAAACCGGAGAGUGAGUGGCCAAGCAUUAGUAGGAAGACACAACUGGUUCUGGAUGCAGUCAAAGUUUCCAUUGAGAGAGGUUUCGAGCCCGUCCAGGUUGGGGCUUAAGCUCUGGAGAUUGUU